Torulaspora globosa is the source of this 1899-nucleotide messenger RNA. It is a transcript of the gene UTP5, whose product is annotated as Utp5p. The coding region runs from base 1 to 1899 and encodes 632 amino acids. The transcript has a single exon. Gene Ontology annotation, biological process: maturation of SSU-rRNA from tricistronic rRNA transcript (SSU-rRNA, 5.8S rRNA, LSU-rRNA). Gene Ontology annotation, molecular function: protein binding. Gene Ontology annotation, cellular component: nucleolus. NCBI's taxonomy places the organism in Eukaryota, Fungi, Ascomycota, Saccharomycetes, Saccharomycetales, Saccharomycetaceae. The record is from RefSeq and is a predicted model, not a curated record.
AUGUCCGCUCUAGAUUUGCCUGUGGUUGCUUCUGAGUACGAUUGCGAUGGCAGAUAUCUUUGUUACGUGACAGUGGUGCUGAACAAGCAGCGGGUAAGCGUGCAGUUGGCAGAGCGUGGGACGGCGAUUAAUGAGAACGUAUUGUAUCUUGAUGACUCGAAUUUGAAGGUGUGCGCCCUGAAGUGGGGACGACUGGUCAGUACCGAUACUGUGUGUGUGUUUUUGGCGUUGAACAACGGUGAGAUUUGGAUUUACUCGCCGUUAGCCAACGAAGUGGUUCACAAAUUGUCGACGGGGAAUGGCUCGCAGGUGAACGACGUUGCUGUGAGCAAGAGUGGUGACACGCUGUGGUGCGUCGACGCGCAGGACAGAAUUUAUCAGUUCGGUUUGGACGAUCUGAGUCUGAAGCGGCAGUUCCAAGUGGAUUCGUGUAGCGCGUUGAAUCGUAUCUGUCCGCUGGGGGAUGAUUCCAGGAAAGUGCUGGUCGCAUCGCAUUCGGUCUUUCUUGUCGACGUCGAUACCAAGACGGUCGUACAGACGUUUCCAGGCCACACUACUCCGGUGACACACUUGGUCAGUUUGACAGAGGAUUACUUUGUGACCGGGGCCGCAAAUGAUAGGUUUCUGAACGUUUACGACCUGGACACCGGCUCUACGAAGAGCGUGCUGGUGUUGCAGUCGGAGGUGUUGGAGUUCUCCCAUUCGGGAGAACACUCCAUAGCCGUCACUACAGAGGAGGGUGUGGAGAUAUUUGCUAAUCCCCUCGUGAGCAAUGUGGCGAACAAGAAGAGAAGAGGUAACAUCUCCAAGCAGUGCACGAAGGCGAUAAAUGUGAACUAUAACCUGAACGGGAAUGUGUCAAGACUGCCGGUUUUGAACGUUUCCAUAAACGGCGAUAUUAUCAAUCUGGUUUGGCUGCAAAACGCUACGAUACCGUAUUUUGCACAUCUCAAAUGGCAAGAGCUGCCCAUACAGUACACUUUCGACGUGGCCGCCGCCACAGACGGGCGCUCCGGGAAGGACGACCGCUCUUUGCAUGGUAAAGAGGUUUCCGCUGUGACAGGCUAUAGGGAGGGCAAUGUCAGGAUCACCCACGGCGAUAAUUUCAAGCAUGUCGAUGACGCCAUCAAACAGUGGGAACAGGAGGUGUCACAACGGGAGUCUGAAGACGUCGACAAUGCGACAGAAUCGUUGGCCGAUAAAUUGGAGCUGGCGACAAUGCAUGUCUCGAAGAAAAAAAGCAGCAAUGCCACAACGGCAGGUACCGUUACCAUCGUUCUCUCGCAAGCGCUUCAGUCCAGCGACCAUUCCCUGCUGGAGACGGUACUUAACAACCGCGACGAAAAGGUCAUCAGGGACACCAUAUUCAGAUUGCGGCCGGCGUUGGCUGUUAUCCUUCUCGAGCGGCUGGCGGAGCGCAUCGCUCGCCAGACCCAUCGCCAGGGCGCGCUGAAUGUGUGGGUCAAGUGGUGUCUGAUCAUUCACGGUGGCUAUCUGGUGACCAUCCCCAACCUCAUGUCUUCACUAUCCUCACUGCACUCCACUCUGAAAGGCCGUUCAGCCUUGCUACCACGGCUCCUGGCGCUCGAAACAAGACUCGAUUCGGUACUAAACAGACUGCAUCCCAUCCACAAUAUCGACGAUGCUGUAAUAAGAACGUCCUCUCUGCACGACGAGGCGAACCAACAAGACGAAGACGACGAUGACGAAGCUGACGUCGAGUACAACGAAGAGCUAGACGACGCAGGACUGAUAGAAGACGGCGAGGACGACUACGAAUACGAUGAGAGCGACGCAAGCGAGGAUGAUUUACCCAACGGUCUCGCCGCUGGCAACCACCCGGAGGAUCUUGAAGCCUCAGAUAACGAAGAGGCUGGCUACAGCGACGUAGAAAUGUGA